AGCCCCGGAGGCCGGCGCUGGAGGAGCGGCGCGCGCGGCCGGGACGAUGCUGCGGGUGCGGUGUCUGCGCGGGGGCAGCCGCGGCGCCGAGGCGGUGCACUACAUCGGGUCUCGGCUGGGACGAACCUUCACAGGAUGGGUGCAGCGAACUUUCCAGAGCACCCAGGCAGCUACGGCUUCCUCCCGGAAUUCCUGUGCAGCUGACGACAAGGCCACUGAUCCUCUGCCCAAAGACUGCCCUGUCUCCUCCUACAACGAGUGGGACCCCUUAGAGGAAGUGAUAGUGGGCAGGGCGGAAAACGCCUGCGUCCCACCAUUCACCGUGGAGGUGAAGGCCAACACAUAUGAAAAGUACUGGCCAUUUUAUCAGAAGCAUGGAGGGCAUUUUUUCCCCAAAGAUCAUUUGAGGAAGGCUGUGGCUGAAGUUGAAGAAAUGUGCAAUAUUUUAAAAAUGGAAGGAGUGACAGUGAGAAGACCAGAUCCCAUCGACUGGUCCCUGAAGUACAAAACUCCGGAUUUUGAAUCUACAGGUUUAUACAGUGCAAUGCCACGUGACAUCCUGAUGGUGGUGGGGAACGAGAUCAUCGAGGCGCCCAUGGCUUGGCGUGCACGCUUCUUCGAGUACCGCGCAUACAGGUCAAUUAUCAAAGACUACUUCCACCGCGGCGCCAGGUGGACGACAGCUCCGAAACCCACCAUGGCCGAUGAGCUUUACGACCAGGAUUAUCCUAUCCAUUCUGUGGAAGACAGACACAAAUUGGCUGCUCAGGGAAAAUUUGUGACGACUGAGUUUGAGCCAUGCUUUGAUGCUGCUGACUUCAUCCGAGCUGGAAGAGAUAUUUUUGCACAGAGAAGCCAGGUUACAAAUUAUCUGGGCAUUGAGUGGAUGCGUCGGCAUCUUGCUCCAGAUUACAGAGUACAUAUCAUCUCCUUCAAGGACCCCAAUCCAAUGCAUAUUGAUGCCACCUUCAACAUCAUCGGGCCUGGUCUUGUGCUUUCCAACCCUGAUCGACCAUGCCACCAGAUUGAUCUUUUCAAGAAAGCUGGAUGGACCAUAGUUACCCCACCAGUACCGGUCAUCCCAGAUGAUCACCCACUCUGGAUGUCUUCCAAAUGGCUUUCUAUGAAUGUCUUAAUGCUAGAUGAAAAACGGGUUAUGGUGGAUGCCAAUGAAGUCCCAAUUCAAAAGAUGUUUGAAAAGCUGGGUAUCAGUACCAUUAAGGUUAACAUUCGAAACGCCAAUUCCCUGGGAGGAGGCUUCCAUUGCUGGACCUGCGAUGUCCGCCGUCGCGGCACCCUUCAGUCCUACUUUGACUGAGCAGGCCUGGUGGAGCCGGAGGCACGGCCUCAGAUAGAACCUGAGACGCUUAGGGGCAAGGUUCAUUCUCCCGCUUUAAAAACUGCAUGAACUAUAGUGCUUUAAACAAUCAUAUCCUUCACAGGGGGUCUCAAGCCUGGUUUACUUGUAUUACUUUUCUUUGACAUAAGGAAAAUAACUUCUACUAGGUAUUCCUUUCUUCUAAAGUUAGUUACCAUUUGGCUUCAAGUAUAAAAAUUGGGUGAAUGUAUACCAAGACAAAAGUUAGUCACCUGGAUAACUUGGCCACUAAUAUUUAACCAUCUACCUCUGUUUUAUAAUUUUCUUCCCCAAAGGCAGCUUGAAAUGUUGGUCCUAAUCUUAAUCUUUUUUUCCUUUUUGAUAGACUCAUGAAUGUUUGUAUGAGUUUUUUCUAAAGGAGAAACAGACGUAAAAAGGUACAGAUCCUAAAUAGAGCCAAACGACUCCCUUUUUCUGAAGAAUUUGGGAAGUUCUUAAUCUUUUGUUCUUAAAACAAUACCCUAGACUAUGCAAACAUUAAAGUGGAUUUUCCACAAAUAUUGUUAACAUCUCAGCAGUUAUGAUAUGUGCUACUAGAAAUCAUGUCAUACAACUUACCUCAUUUCAAGUGAAGUAUUUUGAUCUUUUUCCUCUUUCCAAAACUUUUCACAGCUAUUUAGUAUGCUAGGAUAUAACUAUCAGUUCCCACCCCUGUAUUUUAAUGCUCAACAUCUAAUAGGUACAUUGCAUCUUCAGCAGUCUAAGAUUUGUUUACAUAUGCGCAAAUUAUUUAAAGCAUAGACUGUAAAAGCACUUUUUAAAACUAAUGGUGGUAAAAACCUAUAUGCGAUAUGAAGUAAUUUUACUGUUGGAUAAUGUACAUGUAUUUUUAUUCUAAUAAACGUUUGUGCUUCAGAUUGGA
Messenger RNA from Perognathus longimembris pacificus (Pacific pocket mouse), 2240 nucleotides. It is a transcript of the gene Gatm, whose product is annotated as glycine amidinotransferase. Gene Ontology annotation, cellular component: mitochondrion. Lineage: Eukaryota; Metazoa; Chordata; Mammalia; Rodentia; Heteromyidae. Gene Ontology annotation, biological process: creatine biosynthetic process. Gene Ontology annotation, molecular function: amidinotransferase activity. The transcript is spliced from 9 exons. The record is from RefSeq and is a predicted model, not a curated record. The coding region runs from base 47 to 1318 and encodes 423 amino acids.